AUGCCUUUUGACGGGCUUAACAUGCUGUCAAAAAUGUUCCUGAUACCAUUUUUGUGUAUCAUGUCAUCAGGAUUGCUAAGUGCUGCCAUAAUGUCCUGUAAAACUGAUGGUGACUGCCCUGCGAAUCAUUAUUGUUAUAGUAUGACUAAUGUUUGUGCUGAAUGCAUACCGAAUUUUUGUAGCAGAUUCCAUCGAAAAGAUUCCUCCUGGAAGAAAUGUCAUACUGAGCCGACAGAUUGUGGACCAUGUUUGUCUGGCUAUGAAGAAGAAUAUUUCAGUGAUGGUACCACACGAGCUUCAUGUAUUUUGUCACAUCAGCCAACGCCUUCUCAGUAUUCUGGAUAUCAAGCCUCUCCUGAAGGCUUUUCUCCAAUUCCAACUUACCUUAUUGGGUUCAUAGGAUGUACAUUGGUACUUAUGCUUGGUUUUUUUAUGUAUAAAGCAGUACGCCGCCCAACAGUCCAUAUUAUUCGACCUGAUGAAACAGAGAUAAGACCAAUGAACCAUUCAAGCAAUAAUGAAAGUUUAAAUAAUUCUGAUGUUUAUGAACCGUCUGCACCCAUUCUUCCUGCAUAUAGUAGUGUAGAUCCAUUCAGAACUUGUGGGAACGAUUUAUGUGAAAAUGAUAGGAAUACCGAAGAUUGUUGUCGAUAUAAGGUUGAAAUAAAACAGCCCCUUGAGUGUAGCGAUUAUAUGUUUGAAGUUAAAAACCCUGAAACUUGCCGAUUAGUGGAGUCUGCUAUCUUCAGGAGACCAGAUUAUGAAGAUGAGAAUAUAGAGAAUGUGACCAAUACACAUGAUAAUGAAGAUGACGAAGAAGAUCCUGAUAGUCAAGAAGCAGAAGAGGAUACAAAUAGAGGUAACUUAUUGAUACCUCCUGUACAUUACCACGAUGAAAGCACCCUCCCCAGCACCUGGACUCCAGAACCUUUGCAAGUUGAAGUAGAAAACACCAGUCUGCCAACUAAUCCAGAAACCACCAAAAGGCCCAGCACUGAGAUGGUUUCAAGUGAAAGUGAAGAUGAACAGAACCCCAAGCGUAGCUGUAAUAACGGAAAUGAAGAUGAUGAAGCUCCUUCUACAAGAAUAUUCCGUAACUUUCGGUUAACUUUUACUAGGCAAAACCAAAACACUAGUGCCAAUAAUUCUCAAAACAGAAACCCAGAAAGUCCUACAAAAGAUAAAUGA
This is a messenger RNA of Nezara viridula (southern green stink bug), 1188 nucleotides long. NCBI's taxonomy places the organism in Eukaryota, Metazoa, Arthropoda, Insecta, Hemiptera, Pentatomidae. The record is from the annotation of a GenBank genome assembly.